Lycium ferocissimum is the source of this 3409-nucleotide messenger RNA. RefSeq lists its product as uncharacterized. Bases 640 to 2595 code for a protein of 651 amino acids. The record is from RefSeq and is a predicted model, not a curated record. NCBI's taxonomy places the organism in Eukaryota, Viridiplantae, Streptophyta, Magnoliopsida, Solanales, Solanaceae. The transcript is spliced from 12 exons.
AUAUCUAUGUUGGCGGGACCUGUAGAAUUUGUUGAAGUGCGUGGAGGCUGAUCCGGAUACUAUGUUACAAUUGGGUGGACAUGAUUAUACUAAGAACUUUACUCCUUAAAGCUUCCUUUUCCAAAUCUUCCUUCACGGUUCCAACACAUACUGGUUCCUUUGAUGCUUUCGCAGAAUGGCCACAUGAGGCCCAUAUGAUUGUGAACGAAAAUAAAAUAACAAUGAGAGACCUAUAUCCCCUGCCCAAGUAGCUCCUAAUUCCGUCUCGUUAAAAAAAUAAUUUUAUUCAGGGAAAUCAUUUAGUUGCAUUUCAGUAAAAGCCGCAACUAUUAUUUUAUCAUUUCAAAAGAAAAAACCAAAAGCAAUUAUUCCAAAAAAAAAAUUAAAAAAAAAAUCUCUCAGAUCCUAGCCAAAUAUGCACUUUGCCCUUUAAAAAACACAAUUAGAGUAAAACUAAACAACUAUUAAAACGUUUCUAAAUCCAAAAGCCAUUAUUUUGGUCACUUAACUAAUAAAGGAUGGGGUCACUUUUAACGGUACAAGUCAAAAACCGAAUCCCAAGGAAGGCUGAUGAAAGGUUAGGCGCCAAAACCAGUUUAUAAAUAAGCGAGUACUGGAGGAAAAAACAUGUAACGUAAAAUGGUGAUGCUUUGCUUCGUCUUGGAUCUACGGAGCUUAUCACCUCCAUUGCUUCGCGACUUGAAGCAGUCGAUGUUACAGCUCGCAAAUUUCUACGCGAUAUCGUCUUCAACUAAUAGUACAGGCAGUUCGAGAUUGAAACCCUUGCUUGAUAGCAUUGGACUUUGCUAUGUGUUCAAAAAUCGGAUCUCACGCAUUGAUGAACUUAAGGUAGCUUAUAGUCCACGAGGGAACUUCAAUCUCCGCGAUUUCCAUCAUGCUGUGAAUAAUUUGCCUUUGGAUGCCUUUUUACCUGAUUUCAACGGUUCUGGAGCUCUUUGUUGUAGCGAUUUGAAACUUUGCAGUAUCCUAAAUGGCAAAGUUUUGUACUCAUGGGGAGGUCAUAGUAAAGAUAUUACGAGAAAGGUGGUUUUGAUUAGUUCCUCCAUAUUUGAAACCAUGGACUCUGCUACCAAAAAGGCUCUCGCGGAUGCAGCAGAUAACUGUGUUUCGGUAGAGUUUGUUUUUCUGGAGCAAAAUUCAAGUCAUCUUGUUGAUACUCCUGGAAGUAUUAACAAAUUCCUGAAACAGAUUGGUGAUCUCGAGAACUGCUCAUUUCAAAACUAUAUUCCAGAUGCACAUGCUUUGUCUGGCUUGGUAAAGAAAUGGUUUCAGGAACUGAAGGAGGACUUGGAAGAACAAUUGGAGGCUCGUUUUGUCUUUAAGAGCAAUCUUUUAGGCUCAAUAAACCAGAUAUCCUGCAACUUGUGCACCUCUUUCAACCAGAUAAUCGAUGAAUUCGUUCCUUGUAAGUCAUGCAGGUGUCAUGGCAUUCCAUUUGACAACUCAAAAAUGAUUCGGACCAAUAUCUCUUCUUGUUCCGUAACCGGCAUUGAGCUUGGAGCACUGGAUUUGGUUGAUAGCUCUGUGAAGAUAGGAGAACAUACAGUCCUCUAUAUGCCCUCUUUCCAAUGUUGCCAGGACAUUCAGAAAGUUUGUUUACCAAUUAACUUCAAUGUUAUUGAGAGAACUUACUUGAGCUCACUUGAUGAAGGGGUUAUUUUAGGUGCUUCCUACAUUGUUACCCCAGCCUUCUCUGAGUUGGAUGAUACUGACAAAUCAGAGCUAAAUGUUAAACUUUUUCAAGUGCUGUGUGGUGUACUGCAUUCCCUUGACCAGGGUUUGGUUUGCUCAUCAAAUUGUAACGUAGAAACUGCAAAGCAAACUUCCUUCCUGUGCUAUUAUAUUCUUUUACCUUCAGAGAAAGGAGUGAUGAUUCUCAGAAGGCUUGCUGGAUCAGAGGAAGUCUUGCCUGUCCCUGACAUCACUAAUAUUGCUUGCAUCCGAGUCAAUGAGGAUAUUGAAAAUUCUCUGCAAGCCUCUUUGCUUAAGAUUGAAUUAAGAAAUUAUGAUCCAGUUCAGCACGACAGGGGCUUUCAUCAAAGACUAAACUUGCUUGUCAAAGAGAGCCUACAAUUUGGGGCAAUACCUGCUAAGGCUAAAGAACUGGUUACAGCAUCAAACACAGCCCUGCAAGACCCUAUGCUAGAAGAUUUAUCAGUACAAGCCAACAAUGUGGAGGUUAUAGAAGACAAUGUGUUGGAUAGCAAAUUGACUGAUGGUAAAACUAGUGCUAAAAUUACAGAAGAAUGGGAACAGCUGGUUGUAUCUGAGAUGCCAAAGAUGUCUUCUCCCACUUGUAUCUCCAAGCCGAAGUUGGAUAAGAAGGUUUUAUCUCACCCACAAAGUACUGUGAAACUUGAUGACAAAACUUCACGAAUCCUUGAAAGGCUGGAGAUACCAAAGCAGCUAAAAAGAAAAGCAGCUUCCCCUACAUUGUCAGUUUCCCAAACAGUGUCAAGCUCUUCAGUAAAGAAGCCUUUGAUCCCCUUUGGACCCAGCAAUACUAACAGUCAGGCAAUUGUUUCGAGCCAGCCCAUAAAGCCCAACUUUCAGAGGCUAAAGAAGAAAAGAUAACUAGGAAAAUCCUUUUCAAGCAGAAAGCUUUCAGAAUGCAGAGAGGUCCAUGAGGUCCGCCUUCUGAUUCGAUGUUGUUUUGGUAUCUCUAUUUUCUAGCAUGCCGUCUUUCAUAAGAUAACUAAUCACGUGCAUAAGAUGUUCUAUAUUGUACCUCAAUCUUAACGUUCUUGAACUAUUAAUGAUUCUGGAGGGUCAUGAUUACCACCAUACCUUGUGAUAUGCCUUUCAAAUUUUGAAAUGAAGAGCUUUGAAAUUUUUACUCUACAAUUUAGCCAAGAUUAAGGAACUUGUCAGGAGAAAUAUCCUUGUAGCUUAAGCUUUGACUGUUGACGGUGAAUCAUUAUAAAGAAAGAACUUGUCCGGGGUAAAUGAACUGGAAACACAUAUCUCAGAAACGACAAGUUCAAUUACUGUAGUUAAAUGCGAUGCAUUCUUGCAUUAUUACAUUUUGAAAGAUGGAUGUAUCAAACCAUAGUUCUAAAUUCAAGAAGGGUGAUGCUUCAUCGUUCACCUAAUAUUCAGGACGGAGAUCAGAUGGAUACUCUUCGGGAGACUAGAAAGACUUGUUAGUGAGUUCUUUAUUUGUCUUUUUUUUAACUUCAUGAAGAGUGAGGCAUUAUGUUCUCAAAUAUAAGGUGGAAUGAGGACCUUUAGCUCGUUUGUGGAUUUCCACCAUAUUCUUCACUCUUUUUUCCUUUUUCUUCAUUUUUGGCCAGUGUUGUUCCUUUUCCUGGUGCUUAAAAAUUGCUUUUCGCUCAUGCUCUGUACCUGAUGAUCCAUCAAACAAAUAAAUAAUCCGUUCUUGAGUUUU